AUGGCAGCGCUCACACAGGAGCAUCGCUACGGGCUCUCCUGUGGCCAAAUCAACAAAAACGCACCGAACCAAACUCUGUACCACGUCAAACUCACUGACACCGCCAUCCGGACCUUAGAAUCGUACCAGAAACUGAAGGCAACACUAUCAAGUCAGCCGGCAAUUUGCUUCAAGGGGAACCAGGGGUACAUCAAAAUCCCGGCACCGACCCCUGAAUCUCCGGACGGAAUUAGAGUCUUCUCCUUCUAUUUAUCCAGUGACAGCAAAGACAAACCUCAGUCCAGCUUUGACUGCAUUCACCAGUAUGUCUCGGGGGGGGGCAAGGACCACCUGGAGGGUCAGGGCAGCAUUCAGGACAAGAUCACAGUGUGCGCCACAGACGACUCCUACCAAACCACCAGGGAGCGAAUGUCUCAGGUGGAGAAGGACAUAUGGAGCCGCACAGCGAUCGAGAUCAAGCCCGGUCCGAGUAAGUGCGUGAAGGUCCAGAGGAAGCAGGGUCUGGUGUCGGGCUCCGAUGGCACCAACAAGCUCUCGCCCAACAACAAGCGGAGCCUGACUCCCAGCCCUGUGGCUCACCGGCCCCUCAGGGAUCGACUCCUUCAUCUGCUGGCUUUAAAACCCUACAAGAAACCUGAGCUGCUGCUGUGGUUGGAGAGGGAACGGGCCAGUCCCAAGGACAAGACGGACCUGAGUUUGGUCCUGGAGGAGGUUGGUAAACUGAACCUUAAGGACCACAGCUACUCUCUGAAGGACGAGCUCUACAGACAGGUUCAGAGAGACUGGCCCGGGUAUUUGGAAGAAGAGAAGCAGCUCAUCCACAGGAUGUUGAUCAGGAAACUUCAGCCAAUCCACAGCAGCCACUUAAAGAGUCCACAGUCCAACAGUUCAUUCCACAGAACACCAGGAGACUCUCCUUCGCAGCUCAGCCCUGCCAAGAAUCUCCCUACGAAACGCCCCUUUCCCUCUGACCCAACCAGCUGUCAAACCCCCAAAAAACAGAGACUGUUUGAGCAGUGUUCGUCCCUGCUGUUGCCCUCACACGGAGACAGCAGCUCCAACGGGGUCAACAGCGCCCCCACGCAGGGAAACUCUAACGUACAGAUCAAAACAGAGCCUGACAAAACGGGCAAUCCUCUCGAAGGAAGUCUGAACGGUCUGCACUCGCUGCACAGACUCACCGUGACGCCUGCUGCUCCCAAACCAGACAGGAAAGAACCGGCACCUGGAGCCCCCAGUCCCAAACCCCCCCACACCAACUCCUCCAUUUGCACUAACCCGCAGUUCAACAACGGCCAACAUAAGAAGAAAAAGUCCAAGAAGCACAAAGACAAGGAGCGAGAGCGCCUAAAACCAGAGUGGAUCGAGACCAGUCCAGACCAGAAGCAGGAAAAUCUCAAAGAGCAUGAGGGGGAGAAAACACCUGUGGAUCGAACUCCUGCGGCGCAGCCGCCGGACUAUUUAAUAAAAUACAGCUGUGAAACAGCACUGGACCAACGUCAACAGUACAAGGACGACUUCUGUGCCGAAUAUGACGAAUAUCGAGCUCUUCACGACCGCAUCGGCGCUAUCACAGAGAUGUUUGUUCAGUUGGGAUCAAAGAUCAACACUCUGUCUCCAGGGACACAAGAGUACAAGCUCAUGGAGGACCAAAUACUACAGAAGUACAGGAAGUAUAGAAAAAAAUUCCCUGGUUAUCGGGAAGAGAAGAAACGCUGCGAGUACCUCCACCAGAAGUUGUCACAUAUCAAAGGCCUGAUCACAGAUUACGACCGGACGCAGGAGUUGUCGUAGUGACGGGGUUCUACCCUGAACAGGGUGAGACGGAACUGGACCAAAAGCCUCCGCAAGGACCCAAAGACUGUCCAGCAGGGUCCUGGAGUCACUGAGACACUUUUCACUUUACUUCUCCCGACAAUGGAUUCCAGGAAUCAAGAGAGAGGUUCAUCAUCUCCUUUCGAUUUCUUUUUGACAAAAAAAAAAAAUCCAGAUUCCCGAUCAACUCAUGAUCGGAAAUCGCCCUUUUCACGUUAUCUGUGAUUAUCGCUGGAACGGCUGGAUUUGGUUCUGCUGUAUAAAACAAGGGUCACGUGACACAGUGAAAAAGCCAAAACCUGUGUUUCCUCACACCUGAUCCUUUUCUGCCUGUUUGUGUUUUUUGACUUUGUCUUUCAUUUGUCAGAGCUUAGGGAAGAUGUUCUGAAUUUAUAUAUAUAUAUAGUAUUAAAUUGAUGAUACAAUCAGUCUUGGGGGGAAAACAGACGCUAUUUAAGCCUCUACGUAUUUAACAUGCAGCUGAUUUUGCAAACAAAAAGUCACGUCGACACAUUUACCAGACUUUUGUCUUUCGUCCAAACCUCUCAAGAAAAACCGUAUCAUUGACUCGAAGCCAUACUUCUGCAGGACUGGACCAUUAUUAGUUAACCUUAUUUAUCAUCAUUUAUCAUUGGUGUCAAAUUCACCAACAUAACGUAGCCUGCAGUAUCACAGUCUGCCUUUACGCUGAGGACACACUACAAGUUUGUUUUUGUUUUGUUUUUUUGCCUGAUUUUACCCAUAAUUCCCUGAUGGGAAACAAGGUAGGGUGAAGCUGAUAUCUGACCCAAAUGGGUAAAUGUUUGUUAACCCUUCAAACUGUGGCCUAGGCAGGAGUUUGUGAUUGGUUCAUCUUGGUUUAGUUGGUUUCUCACAUUGUGAAGUUUCCUCAUUCGACUCCAAGUCUUCUCUUCACACAUCGUCUUCGUCACAUCCUCAUCAUCCUCUUCUUUCAGCUGCUUCCUCCAGUGUUCACCACAGCAGAUCACCUGCCCUCAUCUCUGCCAACUGUUACGUCACCAUCCUCAGCUGCUUCAUCUCCGUCUUAAUCCUCUUUUUUCAAACUGCCUGGUUUCAGCAUCUCCGUCAUCUUGCACCACUUCGACCACUGGUCUGAUCUGUUCCGUCAUACGUUAUCUUUCACAUCAUCUUCAUGAACCGCAAACUGUCUGGUCCUCUCAGAACCACUCCCGCUGUGACGGAGAAGUACGUCAAACCAAAUGUUCUCUGCUCCUCUCUCAGACUCAUCAGCUCCUCCACUUCAUGCCUGCGUUUGGUUUUCUGGGGGAUUUCAAAUGUUGUUCUGUCUCGGCACAUAAUCAGGAGAGUUUCCAAGAAGAUGCUGUAGUUGUUAGCACUGAGUUAUGCAAAGGGUGAGAAAACGAAGGUUAAAACGCAGAUUAAACGUGGUCGCUGUUGGAUUUGUAAAUCCCUGAUUUAUUCGUGUCUGUCAGAACCAGACUUUUUAAAAUCUAUUUUCAAUUAAUGCAUAUGUGAGUUUGUCCGCCUGAGAAAGCAGAGCCGUCAUUAACAUAAUAACAUUUCACAGGAACUUGUUCAAUCUGAAAUGUGAAGGUAAUGGAAUCGACGAACUGGGUGACGAAAAAAAAAAAAAAAACACAUGUUGGACCUUAAAAGAAUUUGUUCUGGUCUCUGAGUUUUAUCACAUUGGAUCAGUUCAGAACGUGGACUUAGUUUUUCAGGAUGAUAAUCAAGCUGUUUUUUCGACAAGUGCUAACUGUUUGAGAACUACUGACGGUGCCUUUCCAUUGAAGAGUCAGAGUGGCUCUCUUCUCAACUCUGAUUGGUUUAUAUGGUGGUAAAAAAAAAAAAAAAGAAGAAAAAACAUGACUUUGUGCCAGCACCGUUUUGGCCUGUGUAGUGUCACACUGUUCAAAGUGCUUUUACUCAUUUCUUUUAGACUAGGUUGACUUUUAAUGCAACAGAAUUAGUAUUUUAUAUUUUUGGAGGAUUUUCCUGGACAACUCUUUAAAACAGCAUUUCUUUCAGUUUCCACAUAUUUCAUAAAAUUAUGUGCUUUACGUUGGUACUGGAAAAAAAAAUAACAGGCUUCCACGGAAAUGUGAAAACAAAAACAAAAUGAAACAGAGGAGAACUAAUUUAUUUAUUGUUUUUUUUUCCUUGAAUUCUUUUGUCCUUUACUGCCUACUCUGUUCCAAGCAAACACAAAUGUACGGUGAAAGGGAAAACAAAUAUAUUUUUGCAUUUUCUGAUGACGGAUGAUUUUCACAUUGUUGUCGUCGUAAGAAAAAAACUUUCAGAAAAACUUAAAUGUAAACUGUCUGAGUAAAAGUGGAAAAUAAAGCUUUGUUUCCCA
This is a messenger RNA of Cynoglossus semilaevis (tongue sole), 4153 nucleotides long. RefSeq names its product RNA polymerase II elongation factor ELL. The record is from RefSeq and is a predicted model, not a curated record. Gene Ontology annotation, molecular function: cis-regulatory region sequence-specific DNA binding. Bases 1 to 1794 code for a protein of 597 amino acids. The transcript has 12 exons. Gene Ontology annotation, biological process: positive regulation of transcription elongation by RNA polymerase II; transcription elongation by RNA polymerase II; snRNA transcription by RNA polymerase II. NCBI's taxonomy places the organism in Eukaryota, Metazoa, Chordata, Actinopteri, Pleuronectiformes, Cynoglossidae. Gene Ontology annotation, cellular component: transcription elongation factor complex.